UGUCUCCUGGGUAGGGGUGGAUAGAGUUCAGAGGGAAAGGGACAUCUUGUCUUCCCCUGGAUCCUUGAACUACAUGGGAAGGAAGCAUCAUAGACCAAAGGGAAGCCUGUGCUUAACCCCCUCCCCCUUGAAAUUGGACCAGAUUAUCCACCUCCUCCACUCUUCCAUGAAUCACUCUUUCUACUCAAAGCAAGCAAACAAGGUUCGUCUUCCCUGAGUCUGACCACAGACCAUCUUAUUCCCUCCCCAAGCAUUUCCUUCUCCUAUACUAAGGUCUCUGAGCCACAGGCCUGCUUUCAGUUUUCAACAGGGGCCACAAAUUGCACUCUGUGAUUUUGAUCCAGAAACUCUCCUCUGUGGGAACAUCAUUGGCUCAGCGGAUAGGGAAAUAGUGACCUUUCCUCACUAAUGUGGGGUUCGUGCAGCUUGGUGAGGCCAUGAAGACAUCUUGAGAAAGUGACCCAUUCUGCUUUCCUCCAAUAGGUGCAGAGGACAACAGGUCCAUGGCAAACAUCCUCACAAAUUAACUCUUGGGGUACAUGUUCUCUCCAAUAACUGAUGCCACUCAGAAGGAUCAAAAGAGAUGGAUUCAAUUGAAAAAACAGACAAGGAAAAGUUACAAGAAAAUGUAUCUCCUACCAUCCCCUCUCUGACAGGCAAUGAAGCAUUCCAUAUCUUUGUGAGCUACAGUAGCAUGGACUCCUCCUGGGCCCACACAUUCAUCAGAAAACUAGAGGCCGAUUACUCAGAUCUAAGGAUUUGCUACCAUGAGCGAGACUUUCUUCCAGGAAAAAACAUAGUUGAGAACAUGGUCGAUUGCAUCCAGCAGAGUCAAAAGAUGCUGUUGAUCCUUAGCCAAGACUUUGUCCAGAGCAGAUGGUGUUUGUUGGAGGCCAAUCUCUCUGUCUUUCGUUACUGUAUGGAGAGAAAGCCCGUCAUCCCCAUCAUGCUAAAGCCCUGCCAGGUUCCACUUCAUUUGAACCAUUUGACAUACCUGGAUGUCAAUGACAGCUCCUUCUAUGCAAAGGUCAUGAAAGCCCUCUGCACACCUAACCAUCUCAUGAAGCAUUCCACACUUGUCCCAUACCAGCUUCCCUCAAUCUACAAUGGGAAGACCCUGAUGACCCUGCCCUGUAUCAAUAAAGACAACCUUCCAUCUUGGAAAUUGGGAAACUUCAGUACUUCUAACAUACCUGAUCCCCUGAGAACAGUCAUAGAUGAUCCAGAGGUUUAUAGCAGAGCCAUUAACAUCCUGAAUGCAGUCUCUUCUUCCAAAUGUUGUUUCCGAUAUUUAGGUUGUAGGAUUACAUUAUGCAUUAUCCUCUCAAUCCUUUGCCUAGUUUUUUCUUUCUUUGCUAUUACAAGUUUCUUUCCAUCAUAUCAACGAUUAAAAGACACCAACAGGGACACUUUAAUUUUUGUCUUGGAACAUGUCCCUAUGCUGUUUCUGAGUAUGAGCAUAAUAGCCUGCAUAGUAAAUAUGAUGUGUUGGGGUAGAAGAUCAAGAAAAGAGAAAUUACGAGAGUUGAACCUAAAAGUAGGAGAAGCCAACCUCAUUCUGGCCAGCCACUCUGUGCUGAUUGGCUGUGAAACCAUAAACAAACUCUACUUUGUAUAUGUUUCACUUAAAGAAUGUAAACAAGUUUUCCUGGAGACCUUUCCUAAUGAAAGCCCAUCUGCUGAGGAGAUGUUCCAAAGUGCGAUAAUCCGCUACUCUUCCAAUUAUGCCUGCUGUGUCGCCAAUAAGCACUUUCCUCUUGCUGAAGAAGUGGAAGAGGAAGGUCACAUGAGUGAUGGCACAUGUUUCUGCCAAUAAGUAGUUCCAAAGAACUUAAGUGACUUUCCCAAGGUGAUUCAGAUGGUAAGAGGCAAGACCAGGACCUGAACCCAGCUUCUUUGACUCUAUAUCCAGGGAUUUUUUUUUUUUGCCAAUUCCCCAACUGCAUUCCUCCAUAUCUAGCCAUGCCACUAAGAACAAAUCAAAGUGAGAUGACUGGGUUUGUAGAAAUGGGAAUAAAAUAUAUAUCUUAUUAAAUAAUUUAAUGAAUCCACUAAAAUUUCUGUACUCCUUUCCUUGGCCUAAAUACCAGAAAAAGCCAAUACCCAGGGGCAACUUGCCUAAUUUUAUCAAAACCAGUUGAAAAAAACAUAUAUAAGAAAAGAGAAAUACCCAAGCAGAGAGAAAGAACCAACAAUUUUCAUACUCGGAGUAAAUGGUAUAAUAUAUAUUACUUUCAAAUAAAUUUGGGAGGGGUAGUUAUGGCAGAAGAGAUCCUAGGGCAAAAUGAAGCCUCUGUGGAUGGGGGAAGAGAAGUUAUACCAAAAGAAGAUAGGAGGACCUCACCUCGACUUCCAGGUGGCAAAAUGGAUCAGGAGAGAAAAAAGUCAUUUCCAAAGUUUUAAAAAAUUGAUGUUAAAGUUUGUUUUAUAUAUAUAUUUCAAAAAAUAAAAUU
Messenger RNA from Dromiciops gliroides (monito del monte), 2453 nucleotides. RefSeq lists its product as uncharacterized. The record is from RefSeq and is a predicted model, not a curated record. Gene Ontology annotation, molecular function: transmembrane signaling receptor activity. NCBI's taxonomy places the organism in Eukaryota, Metazoa, Chordata, Mammalia, Microbiotheria, Microbiotheriidae. The transcript has 3 exons. Gene Ontology annotation, biological process: immune response; toll-like receptor signaling pathway; inflammatory response. Gene Ontology annotation, cellular component: membrane. Bases 584 to 1816 code for a protein of 410 amino acids.